AUGAUUGAUUUUAUUUUGAGCCAUGGCAGAUAUGGCAGACUGCUGACACUUCUUGCAUGUUGCGUGACUCCUAGCCAGCAGGAGCCACUUCCCUUGGUGAUUUCUGUCGAUCUUUCGAGGUAUUACACUCGACUGUUAUGGAAGCCACGAACAGCUUUGGCGGUGGCUUAUCUACUGCAUGAACCAGAUGUGCAGGUGCUGGCUGUGACCACUGGCUUCAGUUCAGUUGGCUUCUUCUCCCGUUGGUUUGCAGCUCAUCCUUGUCAGGCUGCAGAGAAGUUCCUCCUUGAAAUGGGCAAAGCGGAGGUGCCCGUCGUUUGCGGGUCGAAGACAGGAUUCUUGGAGCGUGACAAGGUGGAUGCCGUCUUGGCCAAGCUGACGGAAGGUGGGGCGCACUGGUUAGUGUUGGACUCAUGGGCUGCCGCUGCAGCGAUGACAUUGCCCAGCAACAGCUUCCAGAAACAGAUUCUUUCCUUUUCGCUUCCUGGCCCGGGAGUGUUGUACCAGGGGAAUGGUUUGAGUCAUCCAUUGACCCGAAGCUUCCAAGAUGAGUCGAUGUCUGCUCCAGGUUUGCUGCUGCGAAGCUGGCAAGACAGCUUCCAGGAGGCAGCGCGGCUACGUAUCCUCGGCUUGGCACUUGGCUGGCGCAAAGAUACGCUGCAGGGCUCUGGGAUUAGUCGCUGCAGAGGAUCCUGGAUGCAGCGCGAAUUCGAACGAGGCCGCAUUUGGAACGUGGCCCACGGACAUGCCAUCCAAGUCCUCCACAGACUGGGACGAAUCGGUGCAGUCGUGGAAGGACUACUGCAAUUCCUGCUGCCACAGGAUGACCACGCUUUGCUGUUGGCUGCCGUCACCGCAAGCAACAACUUCACGAUGUGCAGCAAAUUCCAUGCAGUUCAGGGCGAUGACCAGCAGGCUAUACUGGAGGAAUGUCGUAGUGCCUUUGUCGAGGAUCCUCCUGACACAGUAUACGCCCGGGUCAACAUGGUCUUUGACGGUUCCAAGCUUUUGGAGCGUGUCGUUGAUCGCAUGUGUCACGUGAAAGAACGGAGCCUGUCAGCCGAGGAGCUCUGA
Molecule: messenger RNA, 1074 nt
Organism: Cladocopium goreaui
Lineage: Eukaryota; Dinophyceae; Suessiales; Symbiodiniaceae
Source: the annotation of a GenBank genome assembly